Chelmon rostratus (copperband butterflyfish) is the source of this 741-nucleotide messenger RNA. It is a transcript of the gene myoz1b, whose product is annotated as myozenin 1b. Bases 1 to 741 code for a protein of 246 amino acids. The transcript has 5 exons. Gene Ontology annotation, cellular component: actin cytoskeleton; Z disc. Gene Ontology annotation, molecular function: telethonin binding; actin binding; FATZ binding. Lineage: Eukaryota; Metazoa; Chordata; Actinopteri; Chaetodontiformes; Chaetodontidae. The record is from RefSeq and is a predicted model, not a curated record.
AUGCCUUUCACAACUCCUGCACCUUCUAACAAGAGGAAGGCCAACAAGAUCAUCACUGACCUGUCCAACGUCACCCAGAAUGAUGAUGAGUCAGACCCCGAGGCCUCCGAGCUCGACCUGGGCACCAAGAUCAAGACGCCCAAGGACGUGAUGCUGGAGGAGCUCUCCCUGCUCAAGAACAAGGGCUCCAAGAUGUUCAAGAUGAGGCAGCAGAGAGUUGAGAAGUUCAUUGUGACCAACGAGAACAAACAGAACCUCGAGAACCUGCUGAUGUCCCCUCCCCCUAUUCCACCAAAGCCUGAGAUGCCAAAGGAGGAAGUGGCGGAGGAGACAGUGGACGAGGAGGCGGAGAAGGAGAAGAGGAGGGCGGAGUAUGUACGCACCUAUGUAUCGCCGUGGGAACGGGCCAUGAAGGGCAACGAGGAGCUGACAGCCACCAUGAAGUCCUGCAUGCCGGGACCCAUCAAGAUGCACGCAGACCUGCCUCUGUACAAGAGCUUCAACAGGACGGCGCUGCCGUACGGCGGCUACGACAAGCCGCCUAAGAUGCUGACCUUUGAACUCCCGGAGCUCACCAUUGCCAGUGAGGAGCCGGAGCCUCUGCCCAGCCUGCAGGCCGACAUCCGCUCACGCCCCUCGUUCAACCGCACGCCCAUCGGCUGGGUCUGCAGUGAGGAGAACUCGAACAUCCACAUGGACCUGGACAACAUCCCCUUUGACGGAGAGACCGAUGACCUGUGA